AUGAAUCGCAUCCUUGGGAAAUUCAGUCGGCGAGAUUCCUCCUCUCCCGCCACAUCGGCUCCAGCAACGAGGGAGACGACUCCCGAGCAUGAUGAGGACUCGCCUGAAGCCACACUGCUUCGUGAAUUGAUGCGCCUUGAUCAGAGAACCUUUUGCGAAUCCAACAGCGGUCCAGAGAAUGCUCAAGGAGAAGAAUUCGUUCACCUCCCUCGCAUUGUCGAGAUCGCCGAGUCUAGCCCCUCCGCCGCAAAGGAAGCUGCCUACCGCAUUCGCAAAUACCUCUCCUCUCCAAGCAACACCUCGAAUCAUGCCCAGUACAAUGCGAUUAUGGUCAUGCGCAUCCUGGUGGACAACCCUGGUCAUACCUUCACUCGGAAUCUCGACACCAAGUUCGUCAAUGUCAUCAAGGAUCUCCUGCGCUAUGGUCGCGACUGGCACGUCCAGCACUAUUUGCGCCAGUACCUGAACACCCUCGAGAGUACCAAGCACGACGAUAUCGACCUCCAGCCCCUUCUACAGAUGUGGGCCAAGGAGAAAACCAAGGGCGAACGGUCCUUUACUAGUCGUUUCCCCCAAGCCGCGGCAGGACAAAUGAACCAGUCUGCGCCGUAUCCGCCGCCUCGCCCAGGUGGCUAUGUUCAGGCACCACCGGUACCGGUGUCAACUCUGCCUGAUCCAGGGGAGCUAGCAGCGCGUGUGGAGGAGGCGAGAAACUCCGCGAAGUUGCUUAAGCAGUUCGUGCAGUUGACGCCUUUGACAGAAAUGGAAGAAAACGAGCUUAUCAAAGAAUUUACCGAUCGCUGCCGCACAUCUUCACGACUCAUUCAAUCAUAUAUCCAUUCUACAACACCCGCGCCAGACGAGGCGACUCUCCUUACUUUGAUCGACUGUAAUGAUGAGCUCUCCGUCGCGCUUUCACAGCAGCAGCGAGCUAUGCUACGUGCUCGUCAGGCCAAGGGUACAUCAAGCCCAAUGGCAAACACUGGGGAUGGUAACGGUUCCGUAUCGCCUGCUGGUGAAAUCGUUGCGUCUGGUGCGCGCUCAGGGAACUUGAUUGAUCUGGAUGGCCCAGCUAUGACGGGUGGGCGUAUUACGAAUGUUAGAGAGGAUCCACUUAAUCACUAUGAGUAUCAUGCGGCGGAUUUUGAGGUGCAGAAUCCCUUUGCGGAUAAUUUUGCUACGCAAGAUUCGGGUGCAGCGCAGCAUGCGCAGAAUUCCGCCCAGGAUGGGCGUACAGUGCAUUUCAACUCUACGGAGCAUGCGUAA
This is a messenger RNA of Penicillium malachiteum, 1266 nucleotides long. RefSeq lists its product as uncharacterized. Gene Ontology annotation, biological process: actin filament organization; endocytosis; actin cortical patch localization. The coding region runs from base 1 to 1266 and encodes 421 amino acids. The record is from RefSeq and is a predicted model, not a curated record. Gene Ontology annotation, cellular component: actin cortical patch. Lineage: Eukaryota; Fungi; Ascomycota; Eurotiomycetes; Eurotiales; Aspergillaceae. The transcript is spliced from 5 exons. Gene Ontology annotation, molecular function: phosphatidylinositol binding; ubiquitin binding.